This is a messenger RNA of Suillus bovinus, 1908 nucleotides long. RefSeq lists its product as uncharacterized. Bases 243 to 1649 code for a protein of 468 amino acids. The transcript has 3 exons. The record is from RefSeq and is a predicted model, not a curated record. Lineage: Eukaryota; Fungi; Basidiomycota; Agaricomycetes; Boletales; Suillaceae.
AGUUACUGCCAGUACUUGCUUUCAACCACUCACUACACUAACCACUAACUACGACUACUGACGAGCAUUUAGGAUUAUGAGCAUCGACUAAAUGUAAAUAAAUAACCCGCCUGGCAGUGAACGCGAGGCAGGGCACGUGUUGGACAGCAUAUCAACCUGGCCUGGCGCCACAAUGAAUCUCCCCACAUCUCAGAUACCCUUCUUCAUCGCCUGGUGCGCAUUUUUUAUCAAACACACAAAUCAUGUUUGCCUUGUCAUCUCAUGACGAGCCAUACCGCGCUUCUCUUAGAGACAAUCGCGGUAUUCCUACUCUCCUCUCCCCUUGGGAGUACCUUGACGACUAUGGAUGCGACGUCUGCUCUUCAUACAUGAAGCAUGUCGCUGAUGCAAGUUAUUCCUCACAUCAGCCAGCUUUCCAAAUCGCCUUCCAAGACAGGAAGCGCACGCGCGAAGACCUCUUUAACAAGGGCAUAUCAGAGGGCAUCCGCCGUCAAAAAGACGAAAACAGAGUCCUCGUCGACGAUAUAGAUCGUUAUCGCCUUGAGCGUAACCAAGCUCGUGAAGAGUUAUCCACUCUACGUGCUCAGUUAGACGCAACACGUGCAGAAUCAGAGCGUUUACAGGACAAGCUCAGACAACAAACUGCCCUCCCAGCCGAUGUCUCUAGUCCUAUCGAAUCCGUCUCCUUUCAUUCUUCUGUAAAGUCUCUUCAACUAGUCCCCCCUGCAGAUCCACCAUCUGAUCUUCGCCUCAACGAACCUCCCGUUGAUCACCAGCUCUCCCUCGACUUUUUGACUCCCCUGUAUCCUCAACAGUUGUCUCCUCCAAUGACAACCCCUGCUUCCCCUCAAGCGCAGCUGCCCGACUGCGUCGCAGCUCGCUCAUUUGCUGCCGUAUUGGCAACAGGUCAGCCAGAUGACGACUCAGCUUUCCAAGCUACAUCAUCAGAUGACGCCCCUCCAACACUCGGUUGGACAGUCGUAGCCCCAUCUACUCAUAAACCCACGAAGCCCGCCAAGAGCAUCAAACAAGUCCAAUCCCUCAUUAAAGCCGCACACCAGCCCGGCAACUACAGCGCCCUUACAAAAGUUAAAGCCCUCUGCUCAGAAGCACACAAAACACCCAGAGACCAAAAGACUGAAGUUCAACGUUACUUGUUAUCCAACUGGCGGACUCCUGAUUGGGAACACCCCUCAUCACUCCCAAAGCUACCUGCCCCCUUAAAUAACCCUCGUCUGGAGGAUCCCGUCGAGUGUUGGGUAUCAUACUACACCGCCAACCCCAGUUCCUGCCCGAAGGGCAUCCGCCGUGAACCCGACGGCCGUCCCACCCUCUCCGACAUGAGAGCUAGUCGAACCGUAGCUCGCCUUCGCCCCAUAGUCAACCCGAGCGAUCCCGAAUCCCGCGAAGCCCGUCAAAAAUACAUGACAGUCGUCACAGAGCUUUUCUCUGAGCGCGGCGAAUACUCUAGCAUUCUCCGGAGAGCUGCAUUCAGCGUCUCUCCCCACGUCUGCUAUGCGCCGUUUGUGGGCGUGGCAGAUGAGAUUGACAGGUUGUCUAUUGCACGUCAUUUUGCGGCUUGUGGGGUGACUAUUCCUGUUGCUGAGGAUGAGCUUGGGCCGUGGGCGAUGGAGUAUCUUCGCGAGUAGCGGGGAAAGGGAUCAUAUCUGAGUUGUUCCGCAUCGUCAUGAUCAUACUUUACACGUACCAGACAUCUGGUUAGGAAUCUGCAUACAUAUAUCCCAUCCUCGAAGUCGUACAAUUCACACUUAAUUGCGGACGUAUGUAUAGAAUGAUAUUCAGAUUGCGAGGAUCUUCCGAGUCGUACAUAGUGUAUUUCCGAUUAUUAGUCGCUUGUUUGUAGACUUGUACAGUGCUUUAUAUCUAAUCAACGUGACUUGUUUUCAA